UGGGCGGUAUACCGGUUCGCACCGAAUACCGGUUUAUAUUUUCGUUAUGAUUUGAAUUUGUAAUAAACCGCCAUACCGGUGCAUUUGAUUACACAACGUUCGGAACGCUGUGCCGAUCGACACUGUUUCAGUCAGGACCCUUUUCACUGUUGCGCAUCUAAUCACGCAUGGUGCGACUGCGAGGGGAGGUAAACAGUGACUGGAGUGGUGUAACGUGGAGUGGAGUAACGUAACUGUGAAUGGAUAGGAUAACCAUGGAAAAUUCAGAAAUCGACGCUGCAGAACAUGCUGACACAGAAGAACUUGUGCCAAAAAAAGGAGCCGUGUCUGUUGUUUGGAAGUUUUUUGGUUUUAAAAAAUCCGACGUCGACCAAACAUCCAUUUUAUGCAAGUGUUGUCGGGCUAAAGUUGUCGCCGGAGGCGGCAACACGAGCAAUUUGCUCCACCACCUAAGCCGCAAGCAUGUCGUGGAAUAUCAAGAAUGCAUGAAGCUAAGGUCAGCACCCUCCACAUCAGCAGGUAACACGGGGAAAGCUAAAGAAAAGUCGAGCCAAAUGACACUUCGAGACGCGUUUGCUAGAGGGACUGCCUACGAUAAAAAGAGCAAACGGUGGGUCGAGAUCACAAAUUCGAUCACUAUCCACAUAGCCAAAGACAUGGUUCCGCUGAGUACUGUCGAAAAGGAAGGCUUCACGAAGAUGAUCCACACGCUGGAUCCUAGGUAUGAAAUACCGAGCAGAAAAUAUUUUAGCCAAGUAGCUAUCCCCAACUUAUACCAAAAGCACAGAGCUAAGCUGGAAACAGACCUAGCGACCGUCAAGCACUUUGCAGCAACGACAGAUAUGUGGUCCAGUCGGACUAUGGAUCCAUACCUUAGUCUUACAGUACACUUCAUAAGUGACGAGUGGGUGUUGGAAAGCCAUUGCUUGCAAACCAGUUACUUUCCUGAUGACCAUACUGGAGAGUUACUUGCAGCAGGCCUACAAGAGGCACUUGAUUCCUGGGGGCUUUCAGAACAGAAGCUAGUGGCCAUCACAACAGACAAUGGAGCCAACAUCAAGAAGGCCAUCGAGCUGAACCAUUGGACAAGACUCCAGUGCUUUGGUCACAGGCUUCACCUAGCCAUAGAGAGAGGUGUGAAAGACGACCGCAUUCAACGAGCAGUAGGUGUCUGCAAAAAAAUUGUGUCAGCCUUCUCAUACUCGUGGAAGAAAAGGAGGGACCUGGCCAUGGUUCAGAAUGAUCUGGGCCUUCCAAAGCAUGUGCUCACAACUGAGACGCCUACCAGGUGGGGAUCACGUCAAAUGAUGAUUCAAAGAGUACUUGAACAAGAGAGGGCCAUUAGUCAGGUUCUAAAAGAUGACAAAAAAUCAAGGCACUUGGUCCUUCACUGGCAAGAUGUGGAUGUCCUAGAGGCUGUCAACAAGGUGUUGAGCCCACUCCAGGACUUUACAGAUGCCUUGUCAGGAGAGAAAUAUGUCAGUGUCUCCUACCUCAAGCCAGUGCUCAGUCUCUUCAACACAUCCAUUCUGGCAGAGGAAGAGAGUGAUAAUCAGCUGACGAAGGAUGUGAAGAGAAACAUUCUUGCCUACUUGAAUGAAAACUAUGCUGAUGAGGACACAGAUGACCUGCUUGACAUUGCGUCUCUUCUCGAUCCACGGUUUAGAACCAAGUAUAUGGACAAAGAAAAGGUGGCGCAGGUUCUAUGCAGAGCAACCAGAGAAAUAGUGUCACUAGUACAGGCUCAACAGGACACUCUCUCAGGGGCUGCUGGGGCAGCAGCAGCAACAGCAGAGGCAGAGCCUGUUCCUGCUCCUGAGGAAAAAAGAAAAAAGACUUUGGCCAGCUUUUUCAAAAGGCAGAGCACCAGCACCACCAGCAGCAGCAGCAGCACUGUGUCAGAAGAGGAAAGCGUUAAAAUGGAGCUGACCGUCUACUUACAGACCACAGAGGUUGACAGUGAUGCAGACCCGCUGGACUGGUGGAGAUGCCAUCAGACAAAUUUCCCUCGGAUUGCCAAGCUUGCUCGGCAGUAUUUAUGCAUCCCUGCCACCAGUGCUCCAUCUGAGAGAGUGUUUAGCACUGGUGGCAAUAUUGUCACUUGCCACAGGGCUGCACUCAAACCAGAUGCUGUGGACCGUCUGGUUUUCCUGGCUCAAAAUUUGUAAAUGCUGAAAUGUGUGAUUAUUGUUUGCAUUAUACAGGAUAAUCCUGUGAGCUAAGUUGUACUAUAUAUUUAUUUUAUAUGUUCAAUACUGGUUUUGAAGCAAUACUUUUGAAGAAAGUUAUAACUUAUGCAAGUUGCAUCAUUUUAUUUGACUAUUUUAUUUGUUUGACGUCCUCAAAGCAAUUCAAGUCAAUUCUUUUCUAAUUUACUUGAAUACAGUACCUGGGAACCAAUGCAAGUUGCACACCUUUUUGUAUUUAUUAUGCCAGUUACCUUUGCACGCUGUUCAGUUCACUUUGUUUUACUAUUUAUUUGAAUGUGAAUAUACCUCAAACAUAAUACAGAAGUAUAAUUAUUUUAAGUUGCACAAUUGUUUUGUAUUGAUUUUUUAUAAAGAUGUUUGAAAUUUGCACAGUAAAAGUUCUCUAUUUUGACUGCAA
This is a messenger RNA of Eleginops maclovinus (Patagonian blennie), 2607 nucleotides long. RefSeq names its product E3 SUMO-protein ligase ZBED1-like. The record is from RefSeq and is a predicted model, not a curated record. The transcript has 2 exons. Lineage: Eukaryota; Metazoa; Chordata; Actinopteri; Perciformes; Eleginopidae. The coding region runs from base 240 to 2168 and encodes 642 amino acids. Gene Ontology annotation, molecular function: DNA binding; protein dimerization activity.